AUGGCCCUUAAAAUAUCCAGGAAUAUGUGCGAAUUGAGUGGCCGCAAUUUGGAUCCAGAUAAGCAAACCAACGGGACAUGGUACAAUAAUACUCUGCUCGAGGAUUUAGAUUUAUGGAGAGACGACCAUCGACCACUCGUUGCUGGAUACGGGAUCCAAACAGUUAAUUACUUUAAUUCAGAAGGGAAUGAUAGUAUAAUUCCGGAAGUAGAAAUUAUUGCCGGUGGCCCACCUGCGGCUUCUGAAUCAUCCGGAGUAUUCUUAGGUUACAAUGACACUUACGUGGAAACAUUAGAUAUUCUCGAUUCUACGACCGAUUUAUCCCUGGUUCUAUUAUUAUUGCAUCCUCAAAAUACCGGAAGGGUAACUUUGAAGUCAAGCAGUGCGAAAGACUAUCCAGUGAUUGAAAACGAUUAUUUUGGAAAUGAUGAUGAUGUGGAAAUUAUGUACAACGCAAUCCAAUAUGCCUUGAAACUGAAUGAAACCGAGGGUUUUAAGCGUUUGGGAGCUUAUCAGCUGUAUCCCUCCGUGCCAGAUUGUGAUCCUUACUAUGAUGCACUUUCCAAAGAUUGGUGGAUUUGUUCCAUAAGAUAUACUUCCGCUGCGGGACUUCAUAUACUAGGAACUACCAGGUUUGGAGUGGACCCGGAAAAAUCUGUGGUAGAUCCCGACUUAAAAGUCCACGGUAUUGAAAACUUACGAGUGGUAGACGCAGGAGUCAUCCCGAGUGAAAUAUCUGGACACCUCAACGCAUUUGUUGCUAUGGUGGCUGAAAAAGCCGCGGAUAUUAUUAAAUCUGCACACCAAUAA
Molecule: messenger RNA, 810 nt
Organism: Dendroctonus ponderosae (mountain pine beetle)
Lineage: Eukaryota; Metazoa; Arthropoda; Insecta; Coleoptera; Curculionidae
Product: dehydrogenase str4-like
Exons: 4
Coding region: 1-810 (269 amino acids)
Molecular function (GO): oxidoreductase activity, acting on CH-OH group of donors; flavin adenine dinucleotide binding
Source: RefSeq, a predicted model, not a curated record